Messenger RNA from Gadus chalcogrammus (walleye pollock), 2284 nucleotides. It is a transcript of the gene slc17a9b, whose product is annotated as solute carrier family 17 member 9b. NCBI's taxonomy places the organism in Eukaryota, Metazoa, Chordata, Actinopteri, Gadiformes, Gadidae. The record is from RefSeq and is a predicted model, not a curated record. Gene Ontology annotation, cellular component: membrane. The coding region runs from base 204 to 1604 and encodes 466 amino acids. Gene Ontology annotation, biological process: transmembrane transport. Gene Ontology annotation, molecular function: transmembrane transporter activity. The transcript is spliced from 13 exons.
CUCCUCUGUGACUCGGUGUUCAGCCCGUGACUUCCUGAUUUGCAUCAAUGUAACGUAAGGCAUGGAUGAGAAAAGCUUUGAAAAGCAAAUAUGUGUCUGAUCGCACGCUGAACGAGUUUGUUUACGUGUACUUUUUCUUUAUUUCCAAAAGAGAACGAUCGAAAGAAAAAGAUCCAAAGGGGACUGGUGAUACGUCGCGUUGAAUGGCAAUUAUUCAAAAACACGGAAAGAACUCUUGUCCACAACUGGUCUGCAAUAAGGAAACCCAUCCACAUGACAAGAGCGGGGUCUCUGGAAGUCAGAAGAAGUGGCCCGAACAGAAUGCCCAUUGGUCAAGACCCCUGGCGCGGACAUGGACCGUUGUCCUGCUGUUUGGGACGUGCCUGCUGUACUGUGCCCGUGUGGCAAUGCCCAUCUGCUCCGUCAGCAUGGCACAACAGUUCAACUGGACCAAGAGGGAGUCAGGCAUGGUGCUGGGCAGUUUCUUCUGGGGCUACUGCUUUACACAAGUCCUCGGGGGAUAUGUUAGCGACAGGGUUGGAGGGGAGAAGGUCCUACUCCUGUCUGCCGCAGCCUGGGGGGCUAUGACCGCCUUCACACCGGUGCUGGCCCACUUCUGUUCUCAGCCCAUCUUCUCCAUGACCCUGGCUCGUUUCCUCAUGGGACUGCUUCAAGGGGUACAUUAUCCUUCUCUGGCAAGCUUGUGCUCUCAGAAGGUAGUGGAAAGUGAGCGAGGUUUUCUGAUGAGCACCGUGGGCAGUGGCUCCUACUUGGGCACGUUGAUCAUUGGAGGGGCGGGCUCUCUGAUGCUGGACGUGUAUGGCUGGGAGAGUGUGUUCUACCUGACAGGCCUCCUCUCUGUCCUAUGGGCAUACUGCAUGUGGAAGUGUCUACUUAAAGGGGAAGGUCCGAUUAUCACACUGGAGUCCCUUGGAAGUGGUGGAUCUCAGUCCAAACUGACCAAGAGACACUGGCUGCGCCUCUUCAAACAACCGGCUGUGUGUGCGGUGAUUGUUGCUCACCUCUGCACAGCGAGCACCUUCUUCACUCUGUUGUCGUGGCUUCCGACUUUCUUUAAGGACACGUUCCCUGAUGCAAAGGGAUGGGUGUUCAAUGUCAUUCCAUGGUUGGUGGCCAUUCCCUCUUCUCUCCUCAGCGGAUGUCUCUCUGACCACCUCAUCUGUAAAGGUUUCGAUACAGCCUCUGUGAGGAAGUUAAUGCAGUUUUUUUCCAUGGGCGUUACCAGUGUGUUUACCAUUCUGCUUUGUGGAACAUCCACCUUUCCCUGGGCGGUUGCUUUUGUGUCAAUCACCAUGGGCCUCACAACCUUUAGCCACAGCGGGGUGUCUGUGAAUGUCCAGGAUCUGGCCCCUUCCUGUGCUGGAUCCUUGUUUGGUGUAAUGAAUACGUGUGGAGCUUUCUCAGGGGUCCUGAUGGUGUACCUCUCUGGGUACCUGAUCGAGUCGACGGGCUCCUGGGCGUCUGUGUUCUUCCUCAUCACGGUGGUCAACCUCUUCGGCCUCUUCACCUUCCUGGCCUUCGCCGAGGCGCGACGCGUGGACAUCGACUCGGCCAAGCAGCGCUACAACCACAUCCACAUCUGAUCCCCCAGAGACCACGGGGGGAACCUUCAACAGGAACCUGAGGAAGGAGAUGAGGGACAGGGUGCCAUUGGACCUGGACUCAGAAACUGGUCGGAUUGUAAUGUGUUAUCCGUGUAACCGGAGGUAUGUUGUAUUGCUGAAAUUCUAAUGGCGAGAGAAUCCUGGGGUGUUACGUUGCGUGUUUGAAUCAUUUCGGCUGAAAACACAUCCAGAUGUUACUGUCUAGUCACAUGUGUGAUGGUUCAAGACUAGAUACUUAGUCUUUUUGAAACAAUGGACACAGGAAUGUGGGAAGCGCAGUUGGGCUACAAAGGACACAGAUUUAAGUUUACUGAAAGAAAGCCUUUUUGUUGGACCUUUGUUAACAUUUGGGCAUAUGUUACUGUUGUAAUUUCAUUGCAUUUAUUUAUCCCACCACCACCACCACCAACCCCACCACCACACCCCUCCGUCACACCUCUGUUUUUUGGUGUUUGUCUGAACAAGGUUGGUCUCCAUGACAACGUGAUGGUGAUGGACAUGUCUCGUGAGGACUCUGACAGAUGUCACAGACCAAGAGGGUUUUUCCUAUACCCUGAGGGUAGUGAACCCCAUCUGGGUAUUUUUUGCGUGUGUGUGCGGCAAGGCUCUCCCACCUGUGGACUUUGUAUCAGUAAGUGACAAGCCCCCCCCCCCCCCCC